AGGCCGAAACGUUGGCGCGAAAAUCUUCCCGGCGCCGAAGGACCGAGAGAGUAAGAGCCGGAGAGGGGGAGGUAGAGAUAGUGGGUGUGAGGCAAGAGGCUGACUGGUGAACGAAACGGUUGUUGUCUGGAAAUGAACCUCAGCGCGGAGCAGAAGCUGUUGGACCCCAGUUCAGCCCCGGAGUCUAGUGAGAUGGCUGAGCCUGAAGUAAAUGAGAUCAUAACAGCCAGUAUGUUGGAAGAGGAAAGGCAACUGGAGAAGGAAGGACAGGAGGAGGAGAGAAAGCUGAUGCAACAGGCCAAAAUGUUUUGGGAAAAGGACUCGCGUGAAAUGCGUUAUAAGCGAUUACAGCACUUACUGGAGAAGAGUAACAUCUAUUCCAAGUUCUUGUUGACCAAGAUGGAACAACAGCAGCUGGAGGAGCAGCAAAGAAAAGCAAAACUCGAAAAAAAGAGAAAACUGCUGGCUUCAACUCAAGUGGUGAAAGGGGACAACCAGUCAGUACAAGAAACUGAAACAGCAAUUAAGAAAAGGGGAAGAGAAGAAGAAACAUACAAUCUGUCUGAUUACAUCAGUAAGGAGGACAUUUUGUCAAGGGUCAAAAAGGCUAGAACAGAUGAGAAUGGGGAUGUAACAGCUCCCAAAAAGCUUGAAGCUGCAGAUAUUGAGAAAAGUCAAGAUUCCAAUUUUGCCAUCAAAGACCGACUAGCCCAGACUGUACGCCAUAACUCUCAGCACCUCCUGGACCCAGUAAGGAAAGUGAAUGGUCAAGCAGUUCCAUAUCAGCAGCCCAAACUCUUCAAAGGAGGAGUAAUGAGGUGCUACCAGGUGGAGGGAAUGGAGUGGCUUCGGAUGCUGUGGGAAAAUGGUAUUAAUGGGAUUCUGGCAGAUGAGAUGGGCCUGGGGAAGACUGUCCAGUGCAUUGCUAUGAUAGCCAUGAUGGUGGAUAGAGGAGUUCCAGGGCCUUUCUUUGUCUGUGGCCCUCUAUCUACUCUCCCAAAUUGGGUAUCUGAGUUUAAGAGGUUUACACCAGAGAUUCCAGUGCUGCUUUAUCAUGGGAACCAGAAAGAUCGUUUACAAAGUCUGCGUAAAAUCCAUAAAAGACAAGGCUCUCUGCACAUUUUACCAGUUGUUAUCACUUCUUACGAAAUCGCUAUGAGGGACAGGAAACGCUUUCAGAAUUGUCACUGGAAAUACCUCAUCGUGGAUGAAGGCCACAGAAUCAAGAACUUAAAUUGUCGCCUUAUUCAGGAGUUGAAAAGAUUCAACACUGACAACAAACUGCUGUUGACUGGAACUCCCCUGCAGAAUAACCUGGCUGAACUCUGGUCACUUCUCAACUUUCUACUGCCUGAUGUAUUUGAUGACUUGAAAAGUUUUGAAUCUUGGUUUGACAUUACAAGCAUCACAGAAAAUGUUGAAGAUAUAGUUGCCAGCGAGCAGGAACAAAAUAUUCUGCACAUGCUUCACCAGAUCCUGACUCCAUUCCUGCUGAGGAGGUUGAAAUCUGAUGUCACUCUGGAAAUUCCUCCAAAACGGGAGGUUGUGGUUUAUGCUCCUCUAAGCAAAAAACAAGAGUCUUUCUAUACAGCCAUCGUCAAUAAAACCAUCUCAACAAUACUGGGACAAGAGUCCAAGCAGGAGAAACCUCAGCUAACCCCUACAGGAAGACCAAAACGUCGAAGCAGAAAGCUGGUGAAUUAUACAGCGGAAUAUGAUGAUGAUGAUUUGGAGAAGAUGAUUGCUGUGGUGCAGCAGAAUGCCCACGAGCAGAGGCCUGUAUUGGAUGUGUAUACCCCACAAGAUAAGGAGGUUCACCUGAAAUUGCAGAAUGUACUGAUGCUCCUCAGAAAGUGUUGUAACCAUCCUUACUUAAUCGAAUACCCACUGGACCCCAAAACCCAGGAGUUUAAGAUAGAUGAAGAACUGGUGAAAAGCUCAGGAAAAUUCCUUAUUUUGGACCGAAUGCUGCCAGAACUUCAGAGAAGAGGGCACAAGGUGCUGAUAUUUUCUCAAAUGACAUCCAUGUUGGACAUCCUAAUGGACUAUUGCUACUUGAGGGACUACAAAUACAGCCGGCUGGAUGGUUCCAUGUCUUAUGUAAUGCGUGAGGAAAAUAUAAACAAUUUCAACAGUGAUCCUGAAGUUUUCAUCUUUUUACUGAGCACUCGAGCUGGGGGUUUGGGCAUUAACCUGACUGCAGCAGACACUGUCAUUAUAUACGACAGUGACUGGAAUCCUCAGGCAGAUCUUCAGGCUCAGGAUCGUUGCCAUCGGAUUGGUCAGACUAAGCCGGUUGUAGUUUAUCGCCUGGUAACUGCCAAUACCAUCGAUGAGAAGAUUGUGGAGAAAGCCACAGCAAAAAGGCGACUUGAGAAGAUGGUGAUACAUAAAAAUAAGUUCAAAGGGGGCAAGUCAGGAUUGAACCAGUCCAGGAGCUGUCUAGAUUCUACAGAGCUGAUAGAGUUGCUGAAGUCUCGGGAUCAUGAAAGAGAGGUGAAGGGAUCCACUGAUCAAGUGAUAAGUGACGGUGAACUUCAGAUCUUGAUGGACCGCAGUGACCUGAGCAAACAAAAGAAAUCUGGAAUCAAAAAACAGACAGACAAAGUUUUUGAAGUACUUGAUAAUGAUGACAUGAAUGCAGGAAUCCAACUAUGUGGGCUGAGAGAGAUGGCUGGAGACAUCUCCUAAUUCAGGUGUUAGUUGCAUUUCUCUUUCCUGCUCUCCCCAGUAGGGAAUAGUUUGAAAGAAUGUCACUCCUGGAGUGCAGACUGAGGAUUCGUCUGUUUAAGGUUGUUGAUUUGACAUGUGUCCUGCUAUUAAGUUUUUAAAGUGGGACUUCUUUGAAAGUGAUUAAGUUUUUGCACACUGGAUACGUGCAGAUUAUUUUUUGUUUGACUUAAUGCUGCCUGGAUUCUAAAUGAUGAGCUUGAUUUCAAAUGUUUAACCACUGGGCAAGUGGUAUAGGCAAAUAAAUAUUGUUUUAUUCUUCUUU
This is a messenger RNA of Chiloscyllium plagiosum (whitespotted bambooshark), 2995 nucleotides long. It is a transcript of the gene hells, whose product is annotated as helicase, lymphoid specific. Gene Ontology annotation, biological process: pericentric heterochromatin formation; negative regulation of gene expression via chromosomal CpG island methylation; lymphocyte proliferation. NCBI's taxonomy places the organism in Eukaryota, Metazoa, Chordata, Chondrichthyes, Orectolobiformes, Hemiscylliidae. Gene Ontology annotation, molecular function: ATP binding; chromatin binding. The record is from RefSeq and is a predicted model, not a curated record. Gene Ontology annotation, cellular component: pericentric heterochromatin; nucleus.